UGCACGUGUGUUAUAUACAAGUAAUAUAUGUAUGAAAGCAUACAUAUUUUACCAAAAGUUACUGAUAUAUUACUUUCAUUUACUUUAAAGGCAUAAAAAUGUUGCAAAUAAUAAAUUUACUUUUUUUACAUAUAAAAAUACGUUCUUUACAUUUAUGUGAUAUAAAUUCCAUACAAAUUAAUUUAAAUAUGGGUGUAGGAGUACAAUGAUCUGGAGUUCUUAAAAUACGCAUUCAAACAUUUUAUUCUUAUAGCAUGAAUGCAUGUAUAUGCAUACACUACGUACUUAUAUCUAAAAUCAUGCAUAAACAUAUAUUAUUAUACAUUAUUACACAUAACAUUCCACGAAAAAAAUUUAGCGAUCAGAUAUCGAGAAUUCGUUGUUUCUACGCAAGUUUACGCUUUUAAUUCUAUCCACGUUAGAAUUUAUGGUAAUGCGCAUGCGUUAUUACGAUUAUCGUUACAUCGAAUAUAUAUACUUAGCAGUCAAAGUGUUCUAUGUUUUUUAAUUUUGCUGUGACAAUAUAUCUCGUCAAUGAGGCGAAAUACUUUUUGUUUAAUAUUUACACAUUUUACGAAGAUAUUAAAAAAUUGAUGUAUAAUAGUUUUUUACUUUAUAUAUUUAUCACAUUAUUAUCGUCAAUUUUCAUUGUUCGAUUAUUUUUUUUUCACCAUGUAUAUGAUCAUAAUACAAGCAAACUGUAGAGAAGUAUCACGUUCGGGUAUAGGAAUCUCUCUAGGCUAGGGACAUAUAUAAAUCAUCGAUAAUAGUUUUUUUGUAUUUUCUUGUGAAACAGAGCAUAAGAGCAAGAUUAAUUUUUACAUAUCGUCGGUGAUAAUACUUCAUUUGGAAUAACAAUUGGAAUAAAAAAAAUAGGAUUCCCAAAUAUUGUAUCUUUCAUUUCCCUCGUAUAUGUGUUAUCUCUACUUCUUUGUACAACAGUUUGCACUUCAGAGAUCAAUUGUUAUUAUAUAGUUCAAAUAUUCUCUCGCAGAGUGCGUUAAUUACUAUUUCAUUCGUAAAAUAUAUUUUAUAUACUAUGCGCAGAAGCGAACAGUAGCGGAUGCAUUGCGCAUGUUCUUUUACUUGUUGGAUUGGCGGGAAAAACCUGAGAACGUAGUUGACGUAGCAAAAUGGUGUCGGAAGAGUCGUUAAUUUCGUGUUUCUGUAAUUUAGGUUGUGAUGUUCCACAUGAAUUGGUUGUUGAAAAAUGUCUUCAACUUUGUCGAACAUAUGACAUGGAGGAAGAAACAUUUGUGGAUUUAUGGGUUGCAUAUGCAGUUCCACAUUCUUUAGAUAUUAAUCCAACAAUUGAUGAUCUUAAUAAAAUGGAAAAAGAGGAACUACAAAAAAACAAGAAAGAUCUGUGUAAUAUGAAAACAACUACAACAUUUGAUACGCAAGAUAAUGUAAGAAUUAAUCAAGAAAUUACUAACAAUGUUUUGGAUAUAUAUACCACUGGAGAAUGUUCUACAUCAAAGCAGAAUAAGCGAGUAAGGAGUCCGACGGCGGAACAUGAGAAUGAUACUAAAAUUCGAGCAGUGGAUCAAGUGUUUACGCCAUCGACUUAUACUACCAACGUAAGCGUACCCAGUCGUGCACCAAGUUCAGCUAUCAGAGGCAAAGUUCUAUUGCUUUUUGGUCCAGAUGUGAAGUCUUGGAGUAAGCAAAUCCAACAGGAUAUAUCCAUUGUUAAAGCGCAUCAUUCCCAUAUACCUAAAGAUGUGGUAUACAUGUUUGAAAUGCUUUCUACACAAGCGACUGUUCUAACUAUUAACUGUUUAAAUUUUGGCGAACGACUGUGCCAUAUUUGGAACGAGACAAUGGGAUCUACCAAGCCUAAUGUACGUUAUGUGAGAAAUGUUGCAUCCAUGAGUCAAACACCGUUUAGAACGUGGGGUAAAAUAUUGACCAUGUUCGAUAAAUCGGUUGAGAGUAAAAUUGUGAUGUUGGAAGGCUGUAAAAGAUGUAAAGGCGAAAAGAACGCUCCUGUCAUGCGCUUAGAUCUUAGUGGUAUUAAAUAUUACUCGGUUUUUCCGGGUCAAAUACUGGCAGUGGAAGCUAUAAACACAAGUGGAAACACUUUAGUAGUAAAAGAAUUAUUUGUCAAGGGUCAUGCACCGUUAGCCAGUGUACCAAACUUAUUGAAAGAUUUAAGAAUAUAUGUUGCCGUUGGCCCGUUCACGGCUUCUAAUAAUUUGAACUAUCAACCAUUAUGGGAUCUUAUGGAACGUGUUUCGGAAGAAGAACCGAAUGUUUUGAUAUUGGUUGGACCUUUUAUAGAAUACACGCAUCCUGAAAUAAAAAAGUGUACUCUGAAAGAUACUUAUCAAGAAUUUUUUGAUAAAAUCUUAGCAAGAAUUACACAAUGCUUGCAGGGAAAGGAUACUCAUGUUGUAUUGGUACCUUCCAAUCGUGAUGUGCAUCAUGAUCCGGUUUAUCCAACACCAGAAUUUAUUCUAAAUACACACAGAAUCGGAUCAAAUAUGGCGAACGUUUACUCUAUGCCAGAUCCAUGUAUCAUAAGCGUGGAAGGUUUAAAAAUCGGGAUCACUUCUGUGGAUGUUCUCAGACAUCUCGGACAGCAUGAAGUAUCGAACAUGUCGGGAAUGGAUAGAGUAGGUCGUUUAGCCGAUCACGUAUUGUCUCAGGCGACGUUUUAUCCUUUACAUCCAGCUCCCUCGGGUUUGAAUUGCGAUUCGACGCUUUUGAAAAAAUAUGCUUGCUUUAAACGUCAACCGCAUAUCAUGAUUUUACCUUCUGAUAUUAAAUACUAUUGUAAACCAAUUAACGAAUCUCUCAUUUUGAAUCCUGAAAGGCUACAAAAAUACACCUAUGCUAAAUUGUAUAUACGACCGAUAGAUAAUGGCAAGUGGAAUCCAAACAAUGUAUCUUGCGAGAUCGCAAAAGUCUGAUCGUUUUAUUACGGGAAAAAAACUAUUUUAGACAUUGGAAUGUUAAAAUGAAUAUAUAUCAAUUACAGGUUUGUAGGAAAUAUUUUGUUUAACAAUGAAGUAUUUCUGUUGUGUACUCCUGGAUGGAGCUAGAUCAACGAUCCUUCUAUGUAUGUAUAUUUAAAUGUCAGAGUAUUCCUUGAUUACUGUAUCCGUAGAUUCGACGAAUCUUGCAUCGCUAGAUUCGUAGAAAACUAAUAACGUAAAUAAAAACAGAUUGUUACAUGA
Megachile rotundata (alfalfa leafcutting bee) is the source of this 3182-nucleotide messenger RNA. RefSeq names its product DNA polymerase alpha subunit B (gene DNApol-alpha73). Gene Ontology annotation, molecular function: DNA binding. Gene Ontology annotation, cellular component: alpha DNA polymerase:primase complex. Gene Ontology annotation, biological process: DNA replication; DNA replication initiation. The record is from RefSeq and is a predicted model, not a curated record. Lineage: Eukaryota; Metazoa; Arthropoda; Insecta; Hymenoptera; Megachilidae.